CUAGUGACCGGCUGUACACAGGGUCCUUCCGAGGAGCCCUCUCCUCUUCUCCUCCCCUACAGCCGCCGGGGGGGCCCCGCCGGCACCAUGUGGGUCACUCAACUCCUGCCCGCCUUGCUGCUCCAUCAGCUGCUGCUGCUUCCCAGCACCAUCCCUGUGGCAGAGGGCAAAGGAAAAAGGAGAAAUCCUCUUCAUGACUACAAAAAAACAGGAGAGUUGAUGCUCAUUAAAGUAAACAAAACACUGGAAGUAAAAACCAAGCUUUUAAAUACCACUGAGCAAUGUGCCAAGAGAUGCAGCAGGAACAAAGGCCUUUCAUUCACUUGCAAGGCCUUUGCUUAUGACAGAGUUACAAAACGAUGCCAUUGGUUAUCCUUCAACAGCUUGACAAAUGGUGUGAGAAAGAAGCAGGACCAUGCAUUUGAUCUGUAUGAAAAGAAAGACUAUGUCAGGAAUUGUAUAAUUGGAAAAGGGGCAGAUUAUAAAGGAACUAUAUCUGUUACCAAAAGUGGUAUCCAGUGUCAAGCCUGGAAUUCAAUGAUCCCCCAUGAGCACAGCUUUUUGCCUUCGAGCUAUCGGGGUAAAGACCUGCGGGAAAACUACUGCCGAAAUCCCCGAGGGGAAGAGGGAGGGCCAUGGUGCUUCACCACCAGUCCUCAGACACGCCACGAAGUCUGUGACAUCCCUCUCUGCUCACAAGUUGAAUGCAUGACUUGCAAUGGAGAGAGUUACAGAGGGCCAAUGGAUCACACUGAGACGGGCAAGGAGUGUCAGCGCUGGGAUCUUCAGAGACCACACAAGCACAAAUUUCGUCCAGAGAGAUAUCCUGACAAGGGCUUUGAUGAUAAUUACUGCCGCAAUCCCGAUGGCAAGCUGAGACCAUGGUGUUACACUCUUGACCCUAACACCCCCUGGGAGUUCUGUGCAAUUAAAACGUGUGAUGAAAGCAUCGUGAACAGCACGGAGGCAGCAGCUGAGACAUCAACCUGCAUUCAGGGACAGGGUGAGGGUUACCGUGGCAUGGCAAACACCAUAUGGAGUGGAAUCCCCUGCCAGAGGUGGGACUCCCAGUUUCCUCACCAGCACAACAUCACUCCUGAGAACUUCAAGUGCAAGGAUUUGAGGGAGAACUACUGCCGAAAUCCAGAUGGAUCUGAAUCCCCCUGGUGUUUUACCACUGACCCAAACAUCCGUAUUGGUUAUUGCUCCCAGAUUCCUAAGUGCGAUGUAUCCAGUGAACAAGAUUGUUAUCGUGGCAAUGGCAAGAGCUACAUGGGAAAUAUAUCCAAGACAAGAUUUGGGCUUACUUGCUCCACAUGGGACAAGAAUAUUGAAGACUUACGUAGGCAUAUACAAAUAUUCAGAGAACCAGAUGUUAGUAAACUGAAGAAAAACUAUUGCCGCAAUCCAGAUGAUGAUUUUCAUGGUCCCUGGUGUUACACAGAUGAUCCUCUUGUUCCCUGGGAUUACUGCCCUAUUUCUCGAUGCGAAGGUGAUACAACCCCUACUACAACCACUUUGGAUGAUACUGUCAUUCCUUGUGCUUCUACAAAACAUUUGAGAGUUGUAAAUGGAAUCCCAACACAAACUAAUGAAGGAUGGGUGGUUAGUUUGACCUACAGAAAUAAGCAUAUCUGUGGAGGUACUUUGAUAAAAGAAGAGUGGGUUCUAACAGCAAGGCAGUGCUUCCCUUCUCGGUACAAAGAUUUGAAAGACUACAAAGCCUGGCUUGGAGUUCAUAACAUAAAGGGAAAGGGAGAGGAGAAGCAUAGACAAGUUCUGAACAUCUCCCAGUUGGUAUAUGGCCCCGCAGGGUCAGAUUUGGUCUUACUGAAACUAAGCAGACCUGCCAUAUUAACAAAUUUUGUUGAAAUAAUCCGAUUGCCCAUUUCUGGAUGUACCAUUCCAGAGAAGACCAGUUGCAGUGUUUAUGGAUGGGGAUACACUGGAUUAAUUAACUAUGAUGGCCUUCUCCGGGUAGCAAACCUGUUUAUCUUGGGAAAUGAGAAAUGCAACCAAUAUCUCAAAGGGAAGAUCACUGUGAACGAGUCAGAAAUCUGUGCUGUGGCUGAAACCAUUGGUGCUGGGCCUUGUGAGAGAGAUUAUGGUGGUCCCUUGGUUUGUGAACAGAACAGGCUGAAGAUAGUAGUUGGUGUCAUUGUUCCUGGACGAGGAUGUGCCAUUCGAAAUCGUCCUGGGAUUUUUGUUCGGGUCUCAUAUUACUCCCGGUGGAUACACAAGAUUAUGAUGACCUACAGAAAACCCUGAAAAACUCAGCAACUUCCAUUCCAAGAAAGGUUUUGGACAGCAUGUAAUUAACGUGUAAUGUAAAGAUCAACAAUUUUUUAACUACUUGAUAGUCAGACUUGUGGAGCUUCUUUUAAUAUUUAUGUGUGGUUUUGGUCUUUUUGUCUAUCAGUGUUGUUUUAUAAAUGUUGGAAUGAGCUACAGUAUAUGCAACUAUGGUGACAUAUCUCCUGAAGAUACUUGAAUGGGUAAACAAUUUUGCAAAGAUAUUAUUACUGGAUGAUAAAAGGUUUUGUAGAAAUUGAUCAUAU
Messenger RNA from Calypte anna (Anna's hummingbird), 2558 nucleotides. RefSeq names its product hepatocyte growth factor (gene HGF). Gene Ontology annotation, biological process: hepatocyte growth factor receptor signaling pathway; negative regulation of apoptotic process; proteolysis. The coding region runs from base 88 to 2268 and encodes 726 amino acids. The transcript is spliced from 18 exons. Gene Ontology annotation, molecular function: signaling receptor binding; serine-type endopeptidase activity. Lineage: Eukaryota; Metazoa; Chordata; Aves; Apodiformes; Trochilidae. The record is from RefSeq and is a predicted model, not a curated record.